ACCUUAUCUAGGAUUACCAAACCAGCGAUCGGCGACAAACGGGACGUUGCCAUCAUGAUUGUUUUCUUCAUUUUCAGCUUAAUUUGUCUGUGUGCCAAUGGAUUCUUGAUGGAUGGAGUUCAUAAUAUUCUUAUCAAUCCCACUGGCACGCCGAACCCUCUACUCAAUUGCAACCUGAAACCAGCAGAUAUUGUUUUUCUAUUGGAUUCUUCUGGAAGCGAAGGAUCGCGUCAUUUUCGGGAACAAUUAAAUUUUGUUAAAACAUUUGUUAAGGAAUUUGAUAUUGGGCCUUCAAAUGUACAAAUUAGUGUAGUUUCCUUUUCAACAAGAGUUCGCGAAAAUUUCGAUUUAAAACGUUACAAAAAUAAAGCCGAUCUUCUGAAUGCCAUUGACAGAAUUCCGUAUCUGUCCGGUUCCACACAUACGAGUGAUGCAAUCACCUUUGCUCUUCAGCACAGCUUCACCCCAACCGCUGGGGACCGCGCACCUGUGACUGACGUCAUGUUCGUAGUGACAGACGGACAGUCCCAACGACCUGUUAGUACGCAACAAGCAGCUAACUUGGCUCACAAAGCUGGCAUUAAAACAUUUGCAAUAGGAGUUGGAAAUUCUAUAUCCAAACAAGAACUUGAACAUAUAGCCUCUGAUCCACGACACGUAUUCCAUGUGUCCACGUUUGAAGCUCUUCAUCAACUUCAGAGUGAACUGAGAAAUCAAACUUGUGAAGCGUUAUCCUACAGUAGUCUGUACUGCUCUAACCACAUCGCCAACUGUGGAAGUUACGGCCAUUCCGUCUGCAUCUCGUACGCACAGUGGGGACGGGACAAAUGCCCCCUGUACUGUGGAUAUUGUACAGCUCAAGGAACACCUACACCAAUGUCAGCGACAACCAUGCCACCAACCGUUGCUACACAACCUAAUACACCUGCCACUGUUACUCCAGGAAUCUGUAUGGAUCAAAUUGUCAAUUGUCAUGAUUACGGGUUGUCUGUUUGUUCCACCUAUCGACAAUGGGCCGAUACCAACUGUCCGCGAUAUUGUGCCUUCUGUAAAGCGCCCCCAACACCUCCUCCCCCAAUGAGCACUACGACAGCACUUCCUACUCCACCACCUCUUGUAUCAGGAUCUUGUGAUGACAAAAUUCCGAGCUGCAGUGAUUACCUUGCUCGUGACAGCAACAUUUGCAACAGAUAUUUAGAUUGGUCAACCUUCAACUGCAGGAAGACUUGUGGUAUUUGUCGUGAUACAUUCAGCACUCCUCCUCCCCUUGUAUUAACAACAUCCAGCACUCCAGCACCGACACUGCACUAUGACCGUUGUGUAGACGAGGUUCACUCCUGCGAGUCAUAUGGACCCUCUAUCUGCUUCAACUAUAGGGACUGGGCCGCCAAAAAGUGUGCCAAAUUCUGUCUGUUUUGUGAAGAGACCACUACCACCACCACUACUACCACUACCACACCAGCUCCCACCACAGAGCCACCUUGCGUGAAUGUGGAUCCCGACUGCGAAGACAGGGGACCGGUGGUUUGUUUCCAAAAUCAGACCUGGGCUCAAGCUAAUUGCCGAGUUUUCUGUGCUUUUUGUACACCUCCAACUACGACCACAGUUCAGACUUUGCCAACCAUAACAGUACCUAUGACGUCACCUCCCGCCACCCAGCAACCGUUCCCGACUACCGCUGCCCCCGCCCCCACCACAACUACAAAUGAGCCAUCGACAAACCCGACUAUCAUUGUGAUUGGAUGAUGUUUUGAAUAAAUCGUCAAAUGUGCAUAA
Ostrea edulis (European flat oyster) is the source of this 1776-nucleotide messenger RNA. Its product is annotated as integumentary mucin C.1-like. The record is from RefSeq and is a predicted model, not a curated record. Lineage: Eukaryota; Metazoa; Mollusca; Bivalvia; Ostreida; Ostreidae. The transcript is spliced from 15 exons. The coding region runs from base 55 to 1746 and encodes 563 amino acids.